UAUUUUGUAUUCUCCCAAAACUAUAUAUCUUCUCUCUCACUCUUAAAAGAGUAUAUUCUUAAUUCUCUCUCUCAAGCAACAAUAACAGCUUCUCUCUCUUCCACCAUUUUCUUUAUAAAUUAUUUCUUCCUUUUUUUUUUUUGGGUUCAUCAUUCAGAAAAAAAAAAUGGGGUUUUCAAGAAACAGUCGUUGCACCGCCGCCAUUGAUGCCGAUCACGAGCUCUGCGACGACAACUCUGAUUUCGACGAUCACGAGGCAAUAAAGUUCAAGUCUUUGCUCCACAAAAUGAUCUGGGAUUUCGGUCUGGGCUGCGUCAUUCCACCACCGCGGCGGCGGCUGCGGAGCUCCGCCGCCGCCGACGAGAAUGGGGAGGAGGAGAAAGACGUCGGCGGCGGAAACAAGGCUUGGCUGCUGGCGGAGUCCGGCGGCUGCGGGGCGGAGGAGCCGCACUCGGUCCACUCCUCGUUCAGGUUCAGCUUCUGCUCUCAGGUGGAGGUUGAAUCCAUGGCGGUGAACAACAGCUGCUCCGCCACCGUGUUGAUGGUGAAUUUGGACAACGGCUUCUUAACAGAUUUCAAGUCUAGAGAAUUGAAAUGGAGAAGAAUUGAAUCUUUGGAGAGGAGUAUUUCUCCAUUGGCACACUCUUUAAUUCGCUUCUCUUACUCUGAAAUUCUCUCCGCCACUAGAAAUUUCUCCAAAGGUAGAGUAUUGGGGAGAGGGGCGUUGAGCUGUGUGUUUAGAGGAAGAGUCGGGUUUCUGAGGACGAGCGUCGCGAUUAAGCGUCUCGAAAAGGAGGACAAAGAAUCGUCGAAGGCAUUUUGCCGAGAAUUGAUGAUCGCGACUUCUCUGCGUAAUCCCCACAUAGUUCCGUUGGUCGGGUUUUGUAUCGAUGCCGAGGGGGGUUUGUUUUUGGUCUACAAAUACGUCUCCGGUGGUAGCUUAGAGCGAUUCUUGCACGAAAAGAAGAGAAGAGGAGGUAAAGGGAGUCCUCCGCUUUCAUGGUCCGUUCGGUAUAAAGUUGCAAUGGGAAUCGCUGAAGCAAUCGAGUAUUUACAUAACGGAACGGAAAGAUGUGUUGUUCAUAGAGAUAUAAAGCCCUCAAAUAUCCUUCUUUCGUCGAAGAAGACACCCAAGUUGUGCGACUUUGGAUUGGCGACGUGGACCCCUUCUCCCUCGGUGCCGUUCCUUUGCAAAACCGUUAAAGGCACAUUUGGGUACUUAGCUCCUGAAUAUUUCCAGCACGGGAAAGUAUCCGAUAGAACGGAUGUUUACGCAUUUGGCGUAGUGCUCUUGGAAUUAAUAACCGGAAGGAAGCCAAUUGAGUCGAGAAGAGGACCCGGCGAAGAGAAUUUGGUUUCUUGGGCAAAGCCACUAAUGGAGCAAGGGAGUGUAGAGGAAUUGCUUGAUCAACGGCUGAGAUUCACCGGAAGGAAUUCGAGUCAUAUUAUAGCACGGAUGGUGCGAGCGGCAAGUGAAUGCCUAAAGAACGAGUCAACGAGGCCCGAGAUGGGUGAGAUUGUGAGGGUAUUGAGAGGGAAAGAAUUGAAUGGGUUGAGCAGAAAGAAGGCGGCUCUUUUGCCGAUGAGUAAUACUAAUGUGGUUGACUAUUGUUACACCGAGUUGAAACAGACGAAGAGCGAAAUGAAGAGCCAUUUCGCUCUGGCUAUGCUAGGAGUCGAGUUCGAGGACGACGACUACCUUUGCUGCCGAUGAAUAAACUUAAAUUCUUUAGGGGGUUUUUUUUCCUGCCAAUUUUGAGUGCAGAGGAGUUUAUAUUUGCACUUUGUUUUUCUACCACUUUGUUUUGCCUCAUCCCUCAUUCAUUCAUCAAAGGUUUAAAAGGCCAAAAGCAAGAAUUAUAACAUGGUCCUUUGAAUUCUUAUAUAUUAGGGAUUCUUUUUUACAAAAAUAAGAAAUUAUA
This is a messenger RNA of Erythranthe guttata (spotted monkey flower), 1922 nucleotides long. RefSeq names its product pto-interacting protein 1. Gene Ontology annotation, molecular function: protein kinase activity; ATP binding. Lineage: Eukaryota; Viridiplantae; Streptophyta; Magnoliopsida; Lamiales; Phrymaceae. Gene Ontology annotation, biological process: protein phosphorylation. The record is from RefSeq and is a predicted model, not a curated record.